CCAUGGCCCUGUUGGGAAUCGGAGGAUGCCAUGCGGUGGUGGUCUGGGUUGGGCAACUCUUCUUCGGAGGAUCCAUUGCUCCUCUGUACAUACAUGCAUAUGCAGGAUAGCGGAGGCGUCGUUGAUCCGGCUGUCUCGCGCCGGGCAGUAUUGACACUAGGUGAGGUGGUAGUCUAAACGGAGUCCACCCCGGCGUCUGCAGACAGGCCCUGGUGAGGGGCUGGGACCCAAGGCGGCCUAACGAUGGUCACUCAGUAGUUAUUCUCUCAUUUUCACGGUGUGUAGGACAACGUACCCGGCAGCUCAAACCCUGCAUCCAGCCAUACAUCCCUAUUUCAGCACACUGCAGGCACACCCACCCACCGCCCGCCAUGUCCAAUCCGGAGCAAGCCAAGAAGGAGUACGACAGCUUCGCGGCUGACUACAACAACCAGUACAGCGCCACCCCGACCGCUGCCCUCGAGAGCCAGCUCAUCGGCCUCGCCCUAGGCGACGACCUCACGGGGCUCACUGUCCUGGACCUCGGCGGCGGCAGCGGCCUCCACGCGCGGGAGGCCGUCAAGCGCGGGGCCGUGUCGGUGGACAUCGUCGACAUCUCGACGGGGAUGCUGAAGGUGGCCGAGGACGUCGAGAAGUCGCUCGGGCGCGAGGUCAUGCGCUUCUUCGAGGCCGACGCGGCCAAGCCGCUGUCGCACCUGCCGCUCCGGCCCGAGGGCUACGACGUGGUCAUGGGCAACUGGGUGUUUGACUUUGCCGAGACGGCCGAGGUGCUGAUGGCCAUGUUUGAAAACGUGGUCGGGAACCUGAAGAGCGGCGGCCUGUUCGUCGGAGUCCGGACGGCGAACAUCUAUAGCGACAACUUGAAGACGGGCAAAUACGGCAUCACGUACAACGAGUACAGACCCUUCCCCGGAGGGGUCAAGUACUCUGUUACGGCCCAGAGUGACCCGCCCAUCGUGUUUGACGGGGCAACCCUCGAUAUUCUCCGCGCGAGUUCGCUCGAGGUGUACGAGCAAGCUGGACUGACCAACGUCGAGGCGGUGCCGUACGGAGCGACGGAGGUAGUACAAAAGGACUCCGAGUAUUGGAAAGAAUUUGUCGCGGACCCGUUCUUUGUUGUGGUGAAGGGUGUGAAGAAAUGAGGAAAGAAGUACUCGGACUACUAGCAGCCAGUAUAUUAUCAGCAGCUAUCUUAUUGAUUGUGUGCUUCAUGAUCUGAACUUCUUGCUCGCCUCGGCAAAGCUCAUGCCGUUUCGAAUCGCAACAGCCAUUUUCGAGUCCGCCUCGACCUGCUUCCCCAUGAGCGGCAAAGCCUGCUCA
Chaetomium fimeti is the source of this 1320-nucleotide messenger RNA. Its product is annotated as S-adenosyl-L-methionine-dependent methyltransferase. The transcript has a single exon. The record is from RefSeq and is a predicted model, not a curated record. Lineage: Eukaryota; Fungi; Ascomycota; Sordariomycetes; Sordariales; Chaetomiaceae. The coding region runs from base 372 to 1142 and encodes 256 amino acids.